This is a messenger RNA of Onthophagus taurus, 2020 nucleotides long. RefSeq names its product cilia- and flagella-associated protein 157. Gene Ontology annotation, molecular function: microtubule binding. Gene Ontology annotation, cellular component: cilium; ciliary basal body. NCBI's taxonomy places the organism in Eukaryota, Metazoa, Arthropoda, Insecta, Coleoptera, Scarabaeidae. The record is from RefSeq and is a predicted model, not a curated record.
AAAAUAAGCAUUGUAGGGGUUGUCUAAAAUUGAACCAAAAAAAUAUGGCUAAAGGCAAAGGUAAAAAAGGUGGAAAAGGAGAUAAAAAAGGAGCAAAGGGGAAAGAGGAAGUACCACCAGAUCCAAAUGCACUUACAGAAGUAGAUAAAACAUUUUACGAACUCCAACUAGCGGAUGUAAACCGGAAAUUAGCCCGAUUAAGAACGUUAAGUGACGAGCUCGAAGUGAAAAAUGAAGAGCUUCAAGCAGAACUUAAAACGAUGGAUGAAGACCGAGCUGAUAUUAUCUCAUAUUUAAACCGAACGCUACAGGAAAAAUGUGACGAUAUCGCCGAUUUAAAUAAUCGCCUAGUGGCGUUACAAGAAACUCGAGAAGAAGAAGCUGAAGAUUUCAGAAACCAAAUCGUCGAUAUGAAAGAAGAGUACAGAAUGAUGCAAGAACAAUUAUCAUCCGAAAUCAAACUAUUAAACGGCAAAUUAAACUCCUUAGACGAGUACAGAAUUCAACGAGACGAUUUAAUGCAAAGAUACGAAAUCCAAGAAAAAGCAAUGGAAGAACAAGAACUCCGGCAUAAAAGAGAAAUUUACGAAAUCGAAAAAAAAUUUAUAAUCGGUAAAGAUCGGUUGAAAAAAGAGAUGGAGGAGAAACUCUUACAAUUAUCUUGCGAUUUCCAAGACGCCACCAAUUUAAGAAUAGCAGCAACAACCCAUAAAGUAAUCAGAGAAAACAUCACCAUAAAUAACGAAUUAGACGUGAUUUUAGCAACUCAUAACCGAUUACAUACCGAAAAUGAAGAAUUAAAAGAACGAGAUCACAUUUUACGGAUGGAAGCUGAUCUACAUCAAUCUGAAAAGAAUAAAGCCUUGGCGAAAUCGGCCGUUCAAUAUCAAUUAAUUUCUAAAAUGACGAUCGAACAUGAAAAAUUAAUGCAACAAUUAGAACAUUACAAAGGAAUCGAAAAAGAAUUAAGCUCGGCUAAAAUAAAAAUACUCGAAUCAGAACGAUCCGUAGAAUAUUACAUACAAAGGUGUAAAAUUCUCGAGCAAAAUCUUCACUUGAGUAGAUGUGAUAGAGUGUGUUUAAGAACAGAUGUAAGUUACGCGCAAGGUGAAGUCGAUCGAUUAACCGAAAUUCUUGUUCAUGCUGUUAUGUGCAUCAAACAAGCUUUGAAUUUAGAACAAGAUCAAGCAGCCCAAGUAGCGCAAAGUCGAGACGAUUUAUUACAAACCCUAUUAGAAGUUUUAGGAAAAGUUUACGAACUCCAACCAAGAAAACCUUCAUUAUCAUCCGUCGAAUCAUUUACAGCAAUGUACAAGAAAGGCGAUUUAGGAUUUGUUCCGAUUGCAGUUGAAUUACGAUCUAAAUUCCCAACCAAACGUAACACAUACACCGAAAUUGGACCAAGUCUUGAAGAUAUGGCUGCAGCGUACAGCGAAUUAGGAAUAGCAGAUAAAAAAGAUGAAUUAACCGGAGAAGAACAAAGUGAGGAAGGAACCGAAGAAAGUAGUGUACACGGAAAAGAAGUGCUUUCGUCAGUUGUCGAAGAGAGCAGCCAAGUUCUUUUCGACGACGAACCUGAAGCACCAUCGAUUGACUCGGAGAGAGGCGCUGAAAUUAAUCUGUUAGAUUUAGUCCCUGAUGCGGGUGGAGUUGCGGUUGCGCAUGGUGAAGAUUUCGAUAUGGGUGAACACGAAGAAGAAGAAUUUGGGGAAAAGAAACCUUCGCAAGAGGGUGUCCCUCAAGGUGAAACUCACGAAGCUGAGGAAGUGGCCCACGAAGAAGGUGAUACGGCUCAACCUGAAACACAUGAAGGGGAUCAAGAAACACCUCAAGAUGCUUCUCAAGAUGCACCUCAAGAUGCACCUCAAGAUGCAACUCAAGAUGCACCACAAGAAGGUUAAAAAAAAUUAUUUGUAAUGGGAUGGCUUAUAUAAAUGUUUUUUGUAUUCUCGUAAUUGUGGAUUUUUUAGUGGUAAUAAAUAUUCUUUAAAUUUAUAAAUAAUCAAUUCAUAAAAUUCCA